Recurvomyces mirabilis is the source of this 1944-nucleotide messenger RNA. RefSeq lists its product as uncharacterized. Lineage: Eukaryota; Fungi; Ascomycota; Dothideomycetes; Mycosphaerellales; Teratosphaeriaceae. The record is from RefSeq and is a predicted model, not a curated record. Bases 1 to 1944 code for a protein of 647 amino acids. Gene Ontology annotation, molecular function: zinc ion binding; DNA-binding transcription factor activity, RNA polymerase II-specific; DNA binding. Gene Ontology annotation, biological process: DNA-templated transcription; regulation of DNA-templated transcription. The transcript has 7 exons.
AUGGCAGACCUUGGCAAGUAUGCUUGCGAUUCUUGCCGCGCGAAGAAGGUUACCUGCAAUCGCAUGCUCAGUGGCUGUCAACGAUGUAUAAACCAAGCUGCAACAUGUGUCUACUCUCGUUCUGGAGUCCUUCGGCGCAAACGCAAACGCAACGACCACGACGAUACAGCACCGGCACUAGAUGUGAAUGAAUCUGACGACACCAAGACCAACAAGGUGGAUCUUCAGCCACAGAUUGAAGCAGACAUUGACGAUACCCGGGAUCAACUCGCAGGCGAGCAUGAGCUGGAAAGCCGUGAGCCGCUUGGAGCACUCACAUCUCUCUCCGGUCUCUACUCGACGUUUUGGCCUGAGCUGGGAGAGUCCAAUCAGAUUUCCAGCAGUGUUACCCGACCCUCCAGGGGCUUCCAAUUGUUUGCGAAGGAGAAGACUGCUUUUUGGGUGCAAGACUUCUUGCACGCACUCAAGGAUGGAUUUCCAUUGUUGACAGCUGCUCCGCAGCACGUCAUAGAUCUGCUAUCAUCAAAUCGCGUGGACGAGAUCCGCGACACUGCUUGGCUAGUCAUGUUCUACGCAAUCACAUUCGGAAACAUGCGUGGAAAGUCAGGCCACACCGAGGCUGACAAGACUGCCAUACGAGCAAAUCUUUGGCUAGCAUUCAACGACAUACGCGUGUUGCUACACCCCAGCGACCCCGCCAUACAAGCACUAGUACUUCUUGCUUGCGACAUUCAGGAGUUCACUACGCCUUCGCUAUGCUGGAUGCUGGUGUCCAGCGCUUGCCGUAUGCUUCAGAGCCUCCGGGUCGAUUCCCGCCAUCUCGAGCCGGCAACCAGAGAGCGUCGUCAGAUCUUGUUCUGGCUGCUGAACUGCCUUGAUCAAUCCUUGGCUCUCAUCUUUGGAAGGUCUGCGACGUUUCAUAGAGCACUGAUCAAGACAAUACCGAUGCCUAGUCUGGCUCAGCUCAUGGCUGGAUCAUCAGCAUCAGAAACUCCCGCGUUCCUUUUUGGCGCACAUUUCAUGCGUCAGAUGUUUCUCGUGUCGGCCGUCACGGCUGAUGUGUGGUCGGCUCUAUACGAGCCCGAAACGUCCGUUCUGAGGUUACAGAAGGCGAAGCGAGAUGUUGAAGCGUGGUAUGAGCAAGCUGAUAAGAUACUAGGGGCUGCUGCUAUCGCUGAACAGCCACUGUUGAAUGAAGAAAUGACUAAAGCCGUGCAAGGCGGCCGAGAGUACAUGCGUUUCACCUACUACCACCUCAAGAUAUCAUUGAUACGAGGUCGCAAGUCCUGGAGCCACGAGUGCGUCGAAACUUCACAGAAAAUGCUCCACAUGCUGGGAGACUUCCGGCUCGACUUCGAGGAAGCCUACAACGGCAUCGGAUUCAUGUGGCAAUUGUCAUAUGUGCCAUUCACAUCGUUCUUCGUCUUGUUUGCGAAGAUCUUGUCGGACGCAAAGCUGAAUUCCGAGCGAUGCAAACAGCCGCUAGAGGCGAUGGAGUGCUUGCCUGUGUUCCUGAACAGCAUGGCAAGUGGGAUGCAGCAGGCCGGGAAGUUGGAGCCGAUCGCUACCACGUUUGUUCGACAUGCCAAAUCUGUCUUGAACAGGCGAGGCAAGACUGCGGGCAAACAUACCCAGCCAUUCUCUGCUACGGAGCUGAAGACGAAAGCGAGCUUGUCAACACCACAGUCACUUGCGACAGACGACUUCGACAUCACAGCUGAGCCACUGUUUCAGUUCCUUGGCGCACCAACGAUAUAUACUGCUGGCCAAGAACAAGAUCUUGAUUGGCAAGAUAGGCCUGUCACUGCGCAAGAUGGAGUGGAGGAUCGCGAUCUAUGGCAGACAAACAUGGACCAAGGUUUCGACUUCACAGACCCAGCCUUCGCAGAUCUGAUCGAUCCUGCAUUUGACUGGUUUGCCUGGGAGGAUAGCGUAUCUUCAUGA